AUGGAUCAUUACGACGAAGUAAUCGAAAUCCGUAACGGACCAGAGAUCGAUAGCCCUACCGACUUGGAUGUCAAAAGUCAAGUGGAUUUCAUAAGCGGCGACAAGCAAAGUGAUUUCCUUGCAAUGUCUGAUCAAAAUCCCCCAUCAAUGGGCUCCAAAAUGCCUGGUCGAAACAAACCUCCUGGCGGUUUUCGUGAUCGAGAAGAGUCCCGCAGCAUGUCCCGUAGCAUGAGUCGCAGCAUGAGUCCCGACGAAACGAGCGAAAACAGCGAAAGUGUGUCGCGCGACAUGAUGGAUCGCGGUGCAAUCGGAAAAAUUGAUAAAGAUGGAGCAACCGGUAUUCAAAAGAAGCCUUCUGACGUGACUUUUGACCCGCGUGAAUAUGAAAAUGUUGAUGCGCCCGCUGAAAUUAAGGAGUUAAUGCAAUAUAUUUCACGUUACACGCCGCAACAAAUCCCGAUCGAAUACAAACUUCGUAUUUUCAUCCCGGAUUACAUUCCAGCUGUUGGCGAUAUCGAUGCAUUUCUGAAAGUGAUCCCUCCGGAGCCGAUAAACAAGGGAACUGGUCAAGCUUUGAACGUUUUUUCGAAAUCUUUGGGAUUGCAAGUCGUUGACGAGCCUUGUGGGCAGCAAAGUGACGGAGUUUUGCUUCAAAUGAGAUUUCGUUCGAUUUUUCCAAAGGCUUUGGAGACACCGUCAGCUGUCGCAAAAAGCCCGAAGGAUAUUGAAAGAUGGGUCAGUGAGAUACAAACUUUGCAUAUUAAUCAGCCGUCGCAAAAUGUGCUGCAAUUGAGUCGAAAGAUGCCCGAAAUUGAUGGUUUGAUGUCGGAAUGGCCGGAACAGAUGGAAAAAGUCUUGGAUACGAUUGGAUUUCCGCCGACAACGUUGGAUUCGUCAUUGUCGGAAUAUUGCGCGAUUGUCUCGAGCUUGUUUGAUAUUCCGAUUAACAAUCGUCAGAGUCACAUGGAUUACAUUACGAUGCUUUAUACUCUGUUUUCUUUGUAUAUCGCUGUUAAAGGCGACGUUAAUUAA
This is a messenger RNA of Culicoides brevitarsis, 1032 nucleotides long. It is a transcript of the gene IFT46, whose product is annotated as intraflagellar transport protein 46 homolog. The record is from RefSeq and is a predicted model, not a curated record. Gene Ontology annotation, cellular component: intraciliary transport particle B; motile cilium; centrosome. The coding region runs from base 1 to 1032 and encodes 343 amino acids. The transcript has a single exon. Gene Ontology annotation, biological process: cilium assembly; intraciliary transport. NCBI's taxonomy places the organism in Eukaryota, Metazoa, Arthropoda, Insecta, Diptera, Ceratopogonidae.